Messenger RNA from Cryptomeria japonica (Japanese cedar), 914 nucleotides. RefSeq names its product probable histone H2A variant 3. Gene Ontology annotation, molecular function: structural constituent of chromatin; protein heterodimerization activity; DNA binding. Gene Ontology annotation, cellular component: nucleosome. The coding region runs from base 215 to 637 and encodes 140 amino acids. NCBI's taxonomy places the organism in Eukaryota, Viridiplantae, Streptophyta, Pinopsida, Cupressales, Cupressaceae. The record is from RefSeq and is a predicted model, not a curated record. The transcript is spliced from 3 exons.
CAAGAAUAAAUAAAUAAAUUUGAAAAAAAAAAACAGAAGCAAACGUUGUGAAAUCUCAUAUCGAGCACUGAAGGCUAUCAUCUGGUUUUCCGCUUUCUUUACUGAUCUUUUAGACCUCAGGAAUCCUUUUCCCGGCGUCCUUUGGCGGUUUCGGCAUAAAAGGGAGGAGUGAAUUUGUUGAGAAUCUGGGGAGCAAGGUCUGCCACGGAAAAAAAUGGUGCUGGGGACUAACCAAUCUGGUAAGGGUGCCAAAGGGCUCCUGAUUGGAAAAUCGACAGAGCGUGAUAAGAAGGAUAAGAAGAAACCCCAGUCGAGAUCUGCAAGAGCUGGAUUACAGUUUCCUGUUGGUCGCAUUCAUCGUUUGCUCAAGUCUCGUGUCUCGGCCAAUGGCAGAGUAGGUGCAACAGCAGCAGUGUAUUCAGCAGCUAUAUUGGAGUAUCUAACUGCUGAAGUGCUUGAAUUGGCUGGUAAUGCAAGCAAGGAUCUUAAAGUGAAACGCAUAACUCCAAGGCAUCUCCAACUUGCCAUUAGAGGAGAUGAAGAGCUUGACACUUUGAUUAAAGGCACAAUUGCCGGUGGUGGUGUGAUUCCACAUAUUCACAAGUCUCUGAUCAACAAAUCAUCAAAAAAGGACUAGCAACAACUGCUGCUUAUUGUGCUUGGUCACUUGUAUUUUAAACUUAAGUUUGUUUGGACAAAAAAUAUGUCAAAGCUUUAGCUAUUUGUAUUUACAAAGAUGACUGGAAAUACAAAUACAUCUUGGUAUUUAUAGCAGUCAAUAUUUAAUUUUUUUCCUGGAUGCUUGCUGAGCUUCUGACUCUGCAAGUUACAUCUUUGAACCAUGCAUGUACUAUUUAAUUAUUCUUAAUAAUUGAAUGAUGCUGAAUUGGUAUCAAAAUGUUUUCGUUUUGGAA